UAUAGCACCAGGAAAGCAAUUCCACUAUAACAGAUGGCAGCCAACUGAACAUACAUCGAUCUCCUGUUAAAAACAGGAGACAAAACCGUUUCUCUCAGCCUAAGUUGCAGACCAAUCUCGAAGAAAUUUGCACGCUCCAUUCAGUGCUUUAUGGGGUCAAUCCUACAAGUCUGACACAAAGAAAGGCCGAGUUUAGCUGUACGAAACGUUUUCCUGCUACUCAGUGAGGCCGCCCUCUUCACGCUACGUGCCCGACCCCGCUGCAGCAGCUCGGCAUCUCCCAGCGGGAGCCUGGAGCAGGAAACGGGAAGAGGGUCCGGCAAGUGAGGCUCUACUGGGAACCUGCCAGAUCCUACGCUACGUGCGGUGGUAGGAAGGCAGCAGAAAUCCUUGCAACCAUGGAUAAGACAGAAAACAACAAACACAAAAACCCGAACAGGAGCAGCUCCAACACUUCCGACAAACGGCACGCCCAGCCGCGGACGGAGAUAGCCUCCCCACCGCCCAUUGGCAGCACUGCCCCCUCGGCCCAACGGCACCGCCCCUUUCCUCUGCAGCCUAUCAUUGAGCUUCCCCGGGCACACGGCGCCCUGCGGCCACGCUCCUCCUUACCGCCUCCUCUCACAGCCAAUGACCUCACCGAAGAGGCAGCGCUCCUACCCGCGCUGCUCAUUGGCCGCGAGGACCGCCUGUCAGGCAGCUGGCGCCACCCCUCGAGUAAGAGGGAAAACACCCGAGGGACGCGAAUGAACACAAGAUGGCCGCGCUGGCAGGCGGCCAAGUCCCAGGCGGGGCAGCGGCCGCCGCCGCCAUUAGGCCCCCUCCCCUCCGGUAUCCCCUUAUGUCAGGCUAAGAGAGUACCACGCACGGCGCUGGGGCAGCAGCCGCAUCGCCACGACUGCGGUCCCAUCGGCCCCCAGACGGCGGACGGCUCUCACCGAGACUGGACCGGCUCCGGCCUCACGAGGCCCAUAUCCCAGCACAGCGUCUCCGCGCUGGGACAUCGGACCAGAUCAUCCCGGCGCCGCGACGAUCUGCCCUGUCUCCGGGAGCCGUGGGCCGGCCUGCGGUAGCGCUGGCUGCCGCUGCGCAGCGGCUUAUGGAGCUCUAGUGCCCCCACCUCCCCAAAACCGAGCGUUAUUCUUCCCCUCUACCGCUCGCGGAGGUGUUCCCGAACGGGAACCCGAUGCCCCCUCCUUCAUCUCCGUCGCGACGAAGAAGCCCGGACGGCCGUCUCCAUUUAAGAAAAAAACGAUUUUUACCUCAGGAAUUGGCGCCAAACGUGCCCCGGCGGUGCCCCGGGCCCGGGCGGGCCGGCGUUGGUGGCGGUGCCCAGCGGCGGCCCAACCCCCCCCCCACGAGGGGCGGCGGCAGUGGGGGCUUAACGGGGUCCGCGGAGCGGUAGAGGGGGUGGAACUGUGUUAUUGGGAGGGGGGGAGUGUGCGUGUGUGUGAGGGGGUGGUUCUGUGUUAUUUUUCAGGGCCCUGUGAAAGGUCAGAGUUCGUGACCCCGCCUGCUGCCGCCACCCGAGAGCGUUCCAGCGCUUCCUCUUCCCGGCACCACGCCGGCCGCGGCCCCCUCCAUCCUCUCGCGGGGCGGGGCCGAGGAUGGCGACGGGGAGGGGCGGGGCUACCUGAGUUGCUUCGAGCGUUCGCGCCAACGCUCCGACAAGUAGAGCCGGGCCGCAGCCUGCUCGGUGCCGGGGGAGCGGGCCUUCUACGCACGUGCGCGGCAGGUGGCGCUCGUCUCCGAGAGCGCGUUGCGGGCUGCUGCGCGCGUGUACGUCGUACUAAGAUGCUAAAUCAAAAAGAUUUGAUGCUUUAAGGCCACCCUUCAGUAGUCUUGAAUUUUUGUUUAAUUUUAUCUGGCUGUUGUCACUGAUUAGGGCUCCGCCCAGUGGAGCUGGCUGUGAAGAUUGUUCUGUUUCUGAAUGUGUGACUGCAGGUGUGGUCAGGCAUCUUUGCAGCAUACAGUGGAGGUGCUUUAGGAGUUCACCGCUGUUAGGGGCUUGUCAUCUCUGUGGCUAUUGAACGUGAACUCGUGGGCCCAGUUCUGUCAUGUUUGUAGUGGUUUUUUUUUAACCUACGCUUAUCACAAUUAUCCAGCUUAAUUUUAGUACUUCUAGUAAGUUUGAUUUAUGUCUGGUUAAGGACUUAAGGAGUGGUCAGAUAAACGGUAAAGCUGGAAGAUGGGAAGUGACAGUAACUCUUGAAGGCAAGAGUGUGGAAGAGAGAGAAGAUUUUUUCAUAUUUUCCAAAAUGUGGAUAUGUACAUUCCUCCAAAAGAAGACUUUUCAAAGCAUAUUUGCAUAUUUUUUUCUUUGUAAAAUGUAAUUUUAAAGUGUAAACACUUUUUUUUUCAGGAGUGUGAGGGUAAUAUACCUCGAUGAAUUUUCAAUGUCGUCAUAGUACCCUGAUUUGUGAAGUAAGUUAGAUUUUAGGAUAGGACUGUAUUUUUCUUAUUGUAAAUCAAGAAUAAUGAAUUGUGGAGCAGACUCUAUGACCACAGGUUGUCUUUUAAACUGAUAAUUUGAGUGAAAAAUGGCAAUUUAGUGCAUUAAACUUUGAGAUUUACAUCUUUUGGAGCAUGAAAUGUUUACAUGUACUGAGGGACGUGGUUUAGUGGCAAAUACUGUGGGUGAUAGGUGGAUGGUUGGACUGGAUGAUCGUAGAGGUCUUUUCCAACCUUGGUGAUUCUACGACUCUACAGUGUAAGUAAACUUAAAGCAAAUCAUAAUUUUGCCUUUUACUUGCUAUUCUUAAAUAUGUUUAUCAGAACUCUAAUCCGUUUUCAUAUAUAUAUAUUUUUUUUCCCACACCAGUUGUGUUAAUGGUUAGGUAGAAAAGUACUUCAGUCUUCUGGUCAGAGAAUUCUCUUACAGGAUCUAGUACUACUUCUCAGUGAUCAUGUUCAUCUGUGCAGUCUUCAGUGAUAAAUUGUCACAUGCUGAAUAAACAAGAGAGGAGAAGUCUACCAUGAAUAAGGAAGCUUUUAAUUUUCACACUUUCUUUCUGAGCAUCAGAAUAUGUAGAAUGAGGAGGAAGAAGACUACAACGUGUUCAGUGAAAUUUAUGCUUUAUUCAGAAAUAUCUGCAGUUAUUGUUUUCAUCUUCAAGGGAAUAGUGUGUUGUUUUUCCUUGGUAAUGAAAUAUAUUCUAAAUUCAUUUGCUCAGUAGCAAAUUUUCUUGCCUGAGCCUCCUACAAAGGGAGGUCCUGCAUUUCUGUAGCUUUGGACUGUUGACUCCAGGGCUCAUAGAUACUUCACUAAUAAACUUGCACACCCUGCAUCCUUUAUCUGUUUGACAGACAGUCUGGUGGCGUAGGUAGGAAGGUUUCUUCUCUUCCUCACAUAUAUAAUUACAGUUAUGAUUUCUUAGCCUUUUAAGGCAUUCUGCUGCUAAUGUGAUUAAAAAGCCAUCUCUGACUCGUCAUUACAUUUUUUUGAUAUGAACAGAGUUCUCGUUGAAGUAAGUUUGAUAAUUGUCUGAUGCAGGACUGGAAAUAAACGUUUAUGUCUCUGAAGGCCAUCAAGUCUUGUCAAAGAUCCAUAUGUAAUCACGGAUGAUUAAAUAACUGCAGUAUCCUUUCAUUACAUAUUAAUAAUCUGUGGUAGCUCAAAAGAAAAUGGAAACAUUUGCCUCCAUAAACUGAUAUUCCUGGUUUUGACAGAUUCUCUUGGUAUUGCAAUAUAUACUGGCAACCAAGUCCAUGUUUUCUGUGAAAUAAUUGCUGUAGCAGAAAGGAGCAGGAGAUGGGAAAAGACUGGCAAUCACUGGAAUGCUGUGUACAUAAAGUGAACGUGUGCUGAUAAUGAUUUCCAAGCAUGGUAUUUCUUUAUCCUGUUGUGCCUGAGCAUACAGCCUGCUUAGCCACAGGGCUCUCUCUUUUAGAGUUUGUGCACUGUGAGAAUUUUUGUUUGAGAGGAGAUUGCAGUGAAGACUGUGAAGAUUCUGAACGUUUCUUGGGUUGGAACUUAACUGAUGUAGUGGUCAAAAGAGAGGUUUGUUUCUUUCUUUUAGAUCUAUUUAAUGGUAUUGUGCUUUUGAUCAUGUGGCUCUUAUAUAUUUUUGUUAAAGCCUGAGAUCUGAGAUAAUUUGAGAAUUGGGAUAUUCAGUGUAGUUCUGAAUGUAACCAGUAAUUCUGUAUAGUUUUGAAUGUUGUCAGUGAGUGAAUUGGUUACUGUCUUUGCUGGAAGGAAAUGUAGAGAAAUGCUUUAAAGAUGUAUUUUCUUUUGAGUUGCAUGGGAAAUGAAAAUGCAGUAAUGAGAAUUGUAUAUCUUAUUAAAUAAAACCUGCAGAUGCUAUAUUGAAUGUUUUGGACUGUAGCUUGAAAAUAAACCAAAUAAAAUUGGUCAUCACAAUGAGCAAUCACUUUGUGUCAUGAAACAAAAUGCUCCAAGCUGUGAAUUGAUAUCUGUGAGGAUUCAGAGGGGAAAAAAUGUAAUCAGAAGUUAAAACUAUGUGCUUUCAUGGGGGGCUGUUUUGUAAUUUGAUGCAAAUAAAAAUACUGGUAUCUCUGAA
This is a messenger RNA of Numida meleagris (helmeted guineafowl), 4520 nucleotides long. RefSeq lists its product as uncharacterized. The coding region runs from base 399 to 1073 and encodes 224 amino acids. The record is from RefSeq and is a predicted model, not a curated record. The transcript is spliced from 2 exons. NCBI's taxonomy places the organism in Eukaryota, Metazoa, Chordata, Aves, Galliformes, Numididae.